AAGAAAUCUCCCCUCCCUUUCCUUUGGAUCUCAUCUCCUCAGCUACUCCGCCAUGGCCAACGGGAAGGACCUCACUGUCAGCUUCGGCGAGAUGCUCAUCGACUUCGUGCCCACCGUCUCGGGCGUGUCGCUGGCGGAGGCGCCGGGGUUCAUCAAGGCCCCCGGCGGCGCCCCUGCCAACGUCGCCAUCGCCGUGGCCCGCCUCGGCGGCCGCGCCGCCUUCGUCGGGAAGCUCGGAGACGACGAGUUCGGUCGCAUGCUCGCGGGCAUCUUGCGCGCCAACGGCGUUGACGACGCCGGCGUCCUCUUCGACACCGGCGCGCGCACGGCGCUCGCUUUCGUCACCCUCCGCACCGACGGAGAGCGCGAGUUCAUGUUCUACCGCAACCCCAGCGCCGACAUGCUUCUCACCGAGGCUGAGCUCAACCUCGACGUCAUCAAGAGCGCGGCGGUGUUCCACUACGGAUCUAUAAGCUUGAUCACAGAGCCGUGCAGAUCGGCGCAUCUGAAGGCCAUGGAGGUGGCCAGGGAAGCAGGGGCGCUGCUCUCCUACGACCCCAACCUCCGGCUGCCGCUGUGGCCCUCCCCGGAGUCCGCUCGGGAGCAGAUCUUGAGCAUCUGGGACCAGGCCGACAUCAUCAAGGUCAGCGACGUCGAGCUCGAGUUCCUAACCGGCACGGAUUCGGUGGAGGACGACGUCGUCCUGACUCUGUGGCGGCCGGCGUUCAAGCUUCUGCUGGUGACGCUCGGGGAGAAGGGUUGCAAAUACUACACCAAGGAUUUCAAAGGGAGCUUAGAUGGAUUUGCAGUCGACACAGUAGACACCACCGGAGCCGGAGAUGCAUUUGUCGGUGCCUUGCUCCGCAAGCUAGUCGAUGACCCAUCCGUGCUACAGAGCGAGGAGAAGCUGAGGGAGGUGCUCAAGUUCUCCAACGCCUGCGGAGCCAUCACCACCACCAAAAAGGGGGCCAUUCCUGCCCUGCCGAACGAGGCCGAGGCACUGGAGCUUCUGAAGCGAGAUUAAGAUAAGUGUUCGUCGCAUUCCCAAUCCUAAGUUUUUAUUGAACGCAUUUGAGUUGGAAUUGAAGGCCAUUUGGAGCUUCUGCUGUUCGAUUCUUCUUGUUUCUGGAACUUUUUGCAUAAUAAGGCUUCCGAUCAUUGCUAGUAAUUUGACAGUAAACUGGCUUUGAUGCUUGCGAUCUUGUUUCAGUUGUUCUGUGUGUGAUAUUUAGGGUUUGAUAAGGAACUGGUUAUAUGA
Messenger RNA from Zingiber officinale, 1258 nucleotides. Its product is annotated as fructokinase-1-like. The record is from RefSeq and is a predicted model, not a curated record. The coding region runs from base 53 to 1024 and encodes 323 amino acids. The transcript is spliced from 4 exons. Lineage: Eukaryota; Viridiplantae; Streptophyta; Magnoliopsida; Zingiberales; Zingiberaceae. Gene Ontology annotation, biological process: fructose metabolic process. Gene Ontology annotation, molecular function: fructokinase activity. Gene Ontology annotation, cellular component: cytosol.